CACCCUUCUCAGGAUCAUUGAUACUACACAAGGCGAGAUCUUGCAUGUAGCCCCAGUCCGAGGGAGAUUGACAUAUUCUACACAUACACAUUUUCUAAUAAUUUCGCCAACAGUUGGAGUCUGAUUGAUUGAGUGUGUGGACAGGUGACUUUUAUACAGCAGUCUUACUAACACCAGGAAGUGAGAAACUACAAUAUAUUAUUAUAGUUAUUGACUGUCAGAAUGUUUAGAAAAAGUCUGUGCUUUUUACCAUAUAAUGAAGAAAGAAGAAGAAAAAGGGAUAUGACUGAAUCUCUGUCAAACCCAAGAAGUAGCAGACGGAACAGCAUGGAAAGACCUGUUGCAUUUGCAGGUGAAUCCAGCAGCCUCCUGAGUGAAGAGCAGUUGCAGUGUUCUAUCUGUCUGGAAGUGUUCACUGAUCCCGUCACCACUCCAUGUGGACACAACUUCUGCAAGAGCUGCAUUACACAAAGCUGGGAUACGAGUGAACACUGCCAUUGUCCAUAUUGUAAUGAGAAAUUCACCAGAAGACCUGAACCCAAGAUUAAUAUAACACUGAGAGAUGUUGCAGAUCACUUCAAGAAAAGAAGCAAAGAGCCUCCUGAGAGUUUGGAGGUUCUCUGUGAUGUCUGCACUGGUGUGAAGCAGAAGGCUGUAAAAUCCUGUCUGGAUUGUGGUGUGACUUUCUGUUCGUCUCAUUUAGAGCCUCAUAUCAAUGUUCCGAGAUAUAAGAAACACAAACUAAUAAACGCAGUGAAGAACCUGGAGAUGUACAUGUGCCAGAAGCACGAGAGACCUCUGGAGCUCUUCUGUAGAGAUGAUCAGAUGUAUCUGUGUCAGUUCUGCACUGAGGGAGAACAUAGGGAUCACAAAGUUAUUCUGUUAGAGGAGAUUCAGCUGCAGCAGAUGAUCCAGGAGCGACUGAAGAAGAUCCAGGAGAUUAAUCGCUCAGUAGAGCUCAGUAAAAGGAACAUGGAGAAAGAGAAAUCAGACAGUGUUGAAGUUUUCACCGCUCUGAUUCGCUCCAUUGAGAGGAGUCAGGCUGAGCUGCUGGAGGUGAUGGAGGAGAAGCAGAAAGCAGCAGAGAAUCAGGCUGAAGGACUCAUUAAAGAGCUGGAGCAGGAAAUCGAGGAUCUACAGAGGAGAGACACUGAGCUGGAGCAGUUCUCACACACUGAAGAUCAUCUCCACCUCCUAAAGAUUUACCCGUCACUGCGCAUCGCUCCACACACCAAGAACUGGUCUGAGAUCAGCAUCAACACUGACCUGAGUGUGGACGCUCUGAGGACGGCUCUGUCUCGGCUUCAGAAGACUCUGAAUGAGAAACUCAGUGUGACUCUGAAUGAGAAGUUGAGAGAAACAGUCUCCACAGAACUGAAGAGGAUUCAGCAGUAUGCAGUGGAUGUGACUCUGGACCCUGAUACAGCUAAUCCCUCUCUUGUCCUCAGUGAUGAAGGAAAACAAGUCAUGCAUGGAGACACAAAGCAGAAUCUCCCAGACACCCCGAAAAGAUUUACAUAUUACACCAUAGUCCUGGGAAAGCAGGGUUUCUCCUCAGGGAGGUUUUACUAUGAGGUGCAGGUCAGAGGGAAGACUGAGUGGAGUUUAGGAGUGGUCAGAGAGUCUGUUAAUAGGAAGGGAAAGAUUGAUUCAUGUAAACCUCAGACUGGAUUCUGGGCUGUGAUUCUGAGGAACGGGAACAAGUAUAAGGCUUCUGAUGAUCCCUGUGUCUCUCUCUCCCUGAGAGAAAAGCCCCAGAAAGUGGGAGUGUUUGUGGAUUAUGAGGAAGGUCUGGUCUCCUUUUAUGAUGUUGAGGCCAGGUCUCAUAUCUACUCUUUCACUGGUCAGACCUUCACUGAGAAACUCUAUCCAUUCUUCAGUCCUUGUGUGAAUGACGGAGGUAAAAACUCAGCACCACUGAUCAUCUCUCGUGUGUUAAAGACCAAACGCUUCACAUAAGCUUAUCUGUAGCGUAAAAGACGACAACGAUUACUUGUUAUUUUCACUAAGUUUAUUCUGAAUAUGAAUUGUAAUGUCUGUAUAUUAAGUGUAUCCGGAGAAUAAAUGUGUUUGCAGUUCAUCCACAGAACCAUAUCACAUCACAUAUUAUAAUAAAAAAAAUAACUUUAA
This is a messenger RNA of Tachysurus fulvidraco (yellow catfish), 2130 nucleotides long. Its product is annotated as E3 ubiquitin-protein ligase TRIM39-like. The record is from RefSeq and is a predicted model, not a curated record. Bases 223 to 1959 code for a protein of 578 amino acids. Gene Ontology annotation, molecular function: zinc ion binding; protein binding. The transcript has 8 exons. Lineage: Eukaryota; Metazoa; Chordata; Actinopteri; Siluriformes; Bagridae.